This is a messenger RNA of Cherax quadricarinatus, 2305 nucleotides long. Lineage: Eukaryota; Metazoa; Arthropoda; Malacostraca; Decapoda; Parastacidae. The record is from RefSeq and is a predicted model, not a curated record.
GUGGCAAGCUAUAUCUCUUCCAUUCCCACCAUUUCCUCCUCUUCUUAUCUUAUCUGCAACAAGGUGAUUAAAGAAAAGUAAGGUGUCGCUCUGGGUAAGGGAGCUGAGUCAGUGUAACCUCGGUCGGCGCUGCCUUACCAAGGACUGGUGAGUGCAGGAGAGGCAGUGUGUACACAACAGCUCUGACGAGAGCACCUCCUCUCUACUUCCAAGAACAACACGUAGGGAGAUUUGGUAUGUCCUGUUUAUUAUCCGCGACCCCCUUAAGUCUACAGUGUUUUGUGCGAUACGUCAAAGAGGAUUACGUUUAGUGGUUCUUUCAUAGAAACGAAUGUGUUGCGUUGCCAUACUUAAGCUCAAGAAGGUGGCAUUGUGUGGAAAAUUACUACAUUUUUAAUAAACGCUAAAUCCGUGUGUCAUUUAUUGCUUGUGCGUGGAGCUGUGAUAUUUGUGGAAAAAGUAUAACACUGACUGCUCCCUCAACAUAACUUCUUCGAGUGUUGGUCUGUGUUUGUUCAUUUACUACCAGUGUCAUUUAAGAAUAAUGAGCAUAAUUUCAAGUAUGCAAGUGAAGGUAUUGAGUGCAGCGAUAGUAGCAGUAUUGUGGUCUACAGCUUCACCUGUCAGGGCCUAUAAGGCCUUAGACUACGAGUAUCUACAUGAGCUACAUAAUGGUUCGUCAAUAAAGUCCUAUGGGGAUCUGUCUCCUACAUACAGUGUUGCGUACACCACUCGGAUGUAUAACGCAACAUUGCAUAAAUGUCGGUGUUUGGGGGACCAAGUGUGGGAUGGGUGGAGGUGCUUGAAUACCUCGACCAUUGUGGUAGUGCAUAACCCCAUCACAAAACACAUUAUUGCAGUCCAGACGAGAGAAUUUGGUAAUGUGGAGACCGGGUUGCCGCAGUGUGCUGCGGGUGAGGUCCUUGCAUUACUCGACUCAAACCGGGGCUCUGUGCAACAGUUUUCCCUUCUGGACUCUGGAUACUUAUACUGGCAACAGCGCCAAUAUGAAAAGUAUUGUAUUGAUCACACAAUGGAUAAUAAUGGGGAACCACUCUCUUGGGAGGCGCUUGUAUGUCUUCCACCGCCGAAGGUGCCCCUUUGCUGUCCCCAGGGUCCAGGCCUCGCACCAAACUAUUCAUGUGCUACCCAUUUCGGUCAAGUCAUUAUCGCACCGCCUGUCAUGGUAGAUGGGGUGCUUACAGACUGGCCGGCAGGAGUAAAUGGAGAUAUCAUCAACGUAACCUGUAAAGGACUUCAAGAACUGGUAAAUCUAAGUUUGAACAAUCUUGAGAUUCAUCUUAACUAUCAGUCAGGUAAUGUUUCAUUAGUGUGGUCGUCAACCAAUUUACAAGGAGCUAAGCAACAAGAUUUCUGCGUGUCUGUGGAGGAAGGAAGAGAGGAUUAUAUUGUCAAAACCUGCUAUGAGGACCCUGUUGCUAGCCACUACACACAGUGUAGUAAUGCCACCUGCGUGCGGAAGUGUUGUCCAGAAAGUCAGUUAAUAGUUGGCUACAGCUGUGACGAUGCCAUAUACGAAAGUGAAUUUUGGAACCCUACAUUUUAUGAUCCUGACAGUGUGUCCCAAAUAGUACCCUCACCAUCGGGUCUAAAAAUUGUUUAUGGAUUUCCACUAUGUGAGAAUUUUUUUGUGAUUGGAGAUUUUGAGUCAGAAAAUACCAAUAUUUCUUUGCUGAAUGAUGGGUAUCUCUACGCCUCAGGAUACAAGGACGCGUAUCCGCCUGAUCGUUACUGCCUGGAUAAGUUCCGUAUAGAACCCUCAGCUUCCACUCAGGCAUUGCUGUGCUUCGAUGACAACACUGAGGCGUCGACUUGCAGCAAAGUGAGGAGCUACCUGUACCCGAGUCUCCUGUUGGUCUCAUGUAUGUUCCUCAGCUUGACACUGGCGGCGUACGCCAGUUUGGCUGAGCUGAGAAACAAGUUACACGGAAAAUGUUUGCUCUCUCUUGUCUCAUCACUUCUCAUCGCCUACAUCUUGCUCGCCAGUAUAUUCCUCACCAAAGUUAAUAUUUCCACUGGACUCUGCAGAACCAUAGACUUGUCUCCUGCCCAAGCAAAUGUUCCUGAAACUUGUACAACCACUUCCACGGCCGACAACACUGUUUAUUCUACUUCAACCACCACCUCCCUCGACUCCCAACCUUUUGAUACACCACCAAUACACCUCUCCACUGUUCCUGCCAACCCAGUCUCCUGCCAUUACCAUUGUAAACCCGCCCUCUAUAUCUCUUCUGAGGAAAAGGAGGAAGAUGAUGAAGACUCCUGCAUCAGUUCACCUACUUGA